CUUCCCGAUAAGAUAAAGACUCUCAAUCCAUCCUCCACCAUGGUGCAAGUCGACACCCAACUCAAGGACGUCGUCAUCCUCGGCAAUGUGAGCUCGGAAGCUCGCAAGAUCCUCACCAAGGACGCCUGUGCCUUCCUCGCCAUCCUCCACCGCACCUUCAACCCUACUCGCAAGGCCCUCCUCCAGCGUCGCAUUGACCGCCAGGCCGAGAUCGACAAGGGUCACCUCCCCGACUUCCUGCCCGAGACAAAGCACAUUCGUGAAAACGAUGCCUGGAAGGGUGCUCCCCCGGCUCCGGGUCUCGUCGACCGCCGUGUGGAAAUCACCGGUCCCACAGAUCGCAAGAUGGUUGUCAACGCGUUGAACUCGGAUGUCUGGACAUACAUGGCUGAUUUUGAGGAUUCCAGCGCCCCCACCUGGGAAAACAUGAUCAACGGCCAAGUUAACCUCUACGACGCCAUCCGCCGCCAGGUCGACUUCACACAGGGUGGUAAGGAAUACAAGCUGCGGACAGACCGCGUGCUCCCCACCCUCAUUGCUCGCGCUCGUGGCUGGCACCUCGACGAGAAGCACUUCACUGUCGACGGCACCCCCAUCUCCGGCAGUCUGUUCGACUUUGGUCUGUACUUCUACCACAAUGCCAAGGAGCUCGUUGCCCGCGGGUUCGGCCCGUACUUCUACCUCCCCAAGAUGGAGUCGCACCUUGAGGCGCGUCUGUGGAACGACGUCUUCAACCUGGCUCAGGACUACAUUGGUAUGCCGCGCGGAACGAUCCGUGGUACCGUGCUGAUCGAGACCAUCUCGGCGGCGUUCGAGAUGGAUGAGAUUAUCUACGAGCUGCGCGAACACAGCUCCGGAUUGAACUGUGGUCGCUGGGAUUACAUCUUCUCCUUCAUUAAGAAGUUCCGCAAGCACCCCAACUUUGUGCUUCCGGAUCGUUCGGAUGUUACUAUGACCGUGCCGUUUAUGGAUGCGUAUGUGAAGUUGUUGAUUAAGACUUGCCACCGCAGAGGAGUUCAUGCUAUGGGAGGCAUGGCCGCUCAAAUCCCCAUUAAGAACGACCCCACCGCCAACGACAAGGCCAUGGAGAGCGUGCGCGCCGACAAGCUGCGUGAAGUGCGCGCCGGCCACGACGGCACCUGGGUUGCCCACCCUGCCCUGGCCUCCAUCGCCUCGGAGAUCUUCAACACCUACAUGCCCACCCCCAACCAGCUGUUCGUCCGCCGUGAGGACGUCCACAUCACCGCCAACGAUCUCCUGAACACCAACGUCCCCGGAAAGAUCACCGAGGACGGCAUCCGCAAGAACCUGAACAUCGGUCUGUCCUACAUGGAGGGAUGGCUCCGCGGUGUGGGCUGCAUUCCCAUCAACUUCCUGAUGGAGGACGCCGCCACCGCCGAAGUCUCCCGCAGUCAGCUCUGGCAAUGGACGCACCACGGCAUCACCACAUCCGACGGCAAGAAGGUCGACAAGGCAUAUGCUCUGCGUCUCCUGCAAGAGCAGGCUGACAGUCUGGCCGCCAAGGGUCCCCAGGGCAACAAGUUCCAGCUCGCAGCGCGGUACUUUGCCGGCCAGGUGACGGGCGAGGACUAUGCCGAUUUCCUGACGAGUUUGUUGUACAAUGAGAUCUCGUCGGCGGGCAAGGCCGAGCCGGCUGCUAAGCUGUGAGCUGAGUAGCUAGUUUGCUUGCUUGCAGUUGAUUUCGGACGUAAUGGUGUUACGAUAUGUUUAUGGCAUGGGUUUUAAUUGUUCAUAUUAUUAGGAUGAAUGGGUUUGUGGGUUUGAUAGGCUGGACUUAUUAUCAUUGUUAUUAUCAUCAUUGCUCUUGCGAUUGCUACUAUGGC
Messenger RNA from Aspergillus vadensis CBS 113365, 1844 nucleotides. Its product is annotated as malate synthase. Bases 40 to 1668 code for a protein of 542 amino acids. The transcript has 4 exons. Gene Ontology annotation, biological process: glyoxylate cycle. Gene Ontology annotation, cellular component: peroxisomal matrix; cytoplasm. NCBI's taxonomy places the organism in Eukaryota, Fungi, Ascomycota, Eurotiomycetes, Eurotiales, Aspergillaceae. Gene Ontology annotation, molecular function: malate synthase activity. The record is from RefSeq and is a predicted model, not a curated record.